AUGCGGGAUCCUAUGGAAGUGAUGCGGGAUCCUAUGGAGGUGAUGCAGGAUCCUAUGGAAGUGAUGCAGGAUCCUAUGGGAGUGAUGCAGGAUCUUAUGGAGGUGGAUCCGGAUCCUAUGGAGGCGGAUCCGGAGCAUCCCAAGGAGCCGGAAGCUCGUCGGGAUCCUCCGGGAACAAGGCAGGAUCCCAUGGGAGCAGACCGGGAUCCUACGGACUUGGGGCUUUGGGAAGUGGGUCUGGAUCCGGGAGACCCGGCUCCUAUGGGGGAUCCAGUGGGGGAUCCUAUGGAACUGGGUCGGGAUCAGGAAGACCGGGAUCCCAGGGGGGAAGCGGAUCCGGAGCGGGGAGACCGGGAUCCCAUGGGAGCAGUGGAUCCGGGUCGGGAAGACCGGGAUCCCAUGGGAGCAGUGGGUCUGGAUCGGGAAGCCCUGGAUCCCAUGGGAGCAGUGGGUCUGGAUCGGGAAGCCCUGGAUCCCAUGGGAGCAGUGGGUCUGGAUCGGGAAGCCCUGGAUCCCAUGGGAGCAGUGGGUCUGGAUCAGGAAGCCCUGGAUCCCAUGGGAGCAGUGGGUCCGGAUCGGGAAGCCCUGGAUCCCAGGGGGGAAGCGGAUCCGGAUCGGGAAGACCGGGAUCCCAGGGAGGGAUUGGAUCUGGAAAACCCGGAUCCCAAGGAGGCAGCGGAUCGGGAUCCUAUGGGGGCGGAUCGGGAUCCUAUGGGGGUGGAUCGGGAUCCUAUGGGGGGGGAUCCAGCUCCUAUGGGGACAGCUCAGGAUCCUAUGGGCUCCCGGAGUCCUAUGGGGAUGCUUCGGGAUCCUCUGGGGGCUCAUCCCAAGGGGGUGGAUCCAGCUCCUAUGGGGGCUCAUCGGGAUCCCAUGGGACUGGGUCAGGCUCCUAUGGGGGCUCAUCGGGAUCGGGAUCCUCUGGCAGACCAGGAUCCUAUGGGGGCUCAUCAGGAUCCUAUGGGACUGGAUCAAGCUCCUAUGGAAGCGACUCCAGCUCCUAUGGGGGUGAUUCAAUAUCCUAUGGGGGGGGAUCGGGCUCCUAUGGGGGGGGAUCAGGAUCCAGCUCCUAUGGGGGGAGACCCUCAUCCGGCUCUUAUGGAGGGGGAUCAGGAUCGGGCUCCCAUGGGGGGGGAUCAGGAUCGGGCUCCUAUGGGGGGGGCUCUGGCUCAGGAUCGGGCUCCUCUGGGGGGAGAGGGAUCGGGCUCCUAUGGGGGGGAUCAGGGUCCGGCUCCUAUGGGGGGAGACCUGCAGCCGGCUCUUAUGGAGGAGGAUCGGGAUCGGGCUCCCAUGGGGGUGGCUCCGGCUCCUAUGGGGGGGGAUCGGGCUCCUAUGGGGGGGGAUCAGGAUCGGGCUCCUAUGGGGGGAGACCCUCAUCCGGCUCCUAUGGAGGAGGAUCCGGCUCCUAUGGGGGGGGAUCGGGGGGCUCUGGCUCUGGCUCCGGUUCCUAUGGGGGGGGCUCUGGUUCCUAUGGGGGGGGCUCUGGCUCCUAUGGGGGGGGCUCCAGCUCCGGCUCCUAUGGGGGGGGCUCGGGGGGCUCUGGCUCCGGUUCCUAUGGCGGCAGCCGCCGGCCCGGGUACAAGAACCCCUCGGUCCCGUUCGUGCCGGGGCUCCGCGAUCCCGCCCGCAUCGGCGGCUACGUCCCGGUCCGCAGGGAGCGGGGGCCGGGCUCCGGGAGCGGCUCCAGGGCGGGAGGCGGCGGCGGGGGGGAGGAGAACGGUGGGGAUAGGAAUGGGGCCAUGGGGGUAUCCAUGGGAUGGGGCCAUGGGGGUAUCCAUGGGAUGGGGCCAUGGGGAAUCCCCGAAUCCCAAGGGUUGGAAGGGACCUCAUCCGGUCCAAGCCCCCUGCAGGAGCAGGGUAACCCGGGGUACAUCCCACAGGAACGUGCCCAUGAAUAUCUCCAAUGUGGGAGACCCCACAGCCCCCCUGGGGAACCCGGUCCAGUGCUCUGGCGCCGCCCGCAGCCUCCCGGUGCCGGUCACGGUCCCGGUCCCCGCCACGGCUCCGGUGCCCGUGAGCGCCCCCAACACGCGGCCCCCCCCCACCGCGGCCCCCCCGGGGCCCGGCCCCACCGCGGGCCCCACCGCGAGCCCCACGGGGCCGCAGGAGCUGGAGCUGAAGCUGGAACCGGAGCUGCGGGACCUGCUGGGGCCCCCCCCGCUCCCCAACGUGCCCCUGCCCGCGCCCCACAGCCUGACCCACACCUUGGCCCAUACCAUGUCCGAGCGCCGCCCCCCAGCGCCCCCCCAGCCGCCCCCCCCCGUGCCCGGCCCCCCCCCGAGGCCGCAGGGCCCCCCCCGGCCCGAUGACCCCGAGCCCCCCCUGCCCGUGGUCCCCGUGGCCCCAUGGCCCCCCCUGCCCGAGUGGGAAGGAGGCGGGGCCACGGCAGCCCCGGGCCAGGGGGCGGGGCCAGGGGGCAGCUCCUGA
Neopsephotus bourkii (Bourke's parrot) is the source of this 2424-nucleotide messenger RNA. Its product is annotated as basic proline-rich protein-like. The transcript has 4 exons. Lineage: Eukaryota; Metazoa; Chordata; Aves; Psittaciformes; Psittacidae. The record is from RefSeq and is a predicted model, not a curated record. Bases 1 to 2424 code for a protein of 807 amino acids.